Molecule: messenger RNA, 1294 nt
Organism: Drosophila ananassae
Lineage: Eukaryota; Metazoa; Arthropoda; Insecta; Diptera; Drosophilidae
Gene: sni
Product: C-factor
Exons: 3
Coding region: 449-1192 (247 amino acids)
Source: RefSeq, a predicted model, not a curated record
UUUCCGGCACGAAGCAUUCCAGGCCGGAACAGGCAAAGUUUGGUUGUUUUCGGGGGCAGGCAUUCAAAACAUUUUCCAGGUUCCGCACGUUUGGCAAUACGCCGCCACCCUGGGUAUCGAUAACUCGCCGGUGGCUGGCAACACUGGCAACCGGCUGCCCGUCCGUCAAAUUAGUUUUUUUUUUUUCUUUUUUUUAGUACUCCCCCCAGUGUUUUUGUUGCGUUUUGUUACGCCAAUAAACGCCGAGAAUAGAUAAGCGGACGAAUUUCUAAUAACCCGCUGGUGAAAUCCGUACAGCGAGGAACCACAGUCACCUUAGGCCAGCCAGCCGCCGCGUACGUUUAUUGCACCCCCUAACAUACACCUCAUUAGUUGGCCUUAAUCUCGAGUGCCGGAGACCCGGGGCGAAGAUUAGAUUCGUGGAGAUCUCGACGCACUACCAUUCGACAUGAACUCCAUUCUAAUAACGGGCUGUAAUCGUGGCCUGGGCUUGGGUCUGGUGAAGACCCUUGUUGGACUGCCGCAGCCACCGCAGCAUCUCUUCACGACCUGCCGGAACCGGGAGCAGGCCCAAGAGCUGGAAGAACUGGCCAAGAAGCACUCCAAUAUCCAUAUCCUGGAGAUUGAUCUGAGGAACUUUGAUGCCUAUGAUAAGCUCGUUUCUGACAUUGAUUGCGUGACGAAGGAUAAGGGUCUGAAUGUACUCUUUAACAACGCUGGCGUGGCGCCCAAGUCCACGCGGAUUACCGCCACCCGAUCCCAGGAUCUGCUGGACACUCUGCAAACCAACACCGUGGUGCCCAUCAUGCUGGCCAAGGCCUGUCUGCCGCUGCUGAAGAAGGCUGCCAAGGUGAACGAGUCCCAGCCGAUGGGAGUGAACCGUGCCGCCAUCGUCAACAUGACCUCUAUCCUGGGAUCCAUCCAGGCGAAUACGGAUGGUGGAAUGUAUGCGUAUCGCACGUCCAAGUCGGCUCUAAAUGCGGCCACCAAGUCCCUCAGCAUCGAUCUGUUUCCCCAACGCAUCAUGUGCGUCAGCCUGCACCCUGGAUGGGUGCGCACGGACAUGGGCGGAAGUAAUGCACCACUGGAUGUGGACACCAGUACCGGCCGGAUUGUGCAAACGCUCUGCGAGCUGGGAGAGCCACAGAACGGCACCUUCAUCAACUACGAUGGCUCCCCACUGCCCUGGUGAUUUAUGACUAAACCCCCAGCACCUUUUGCAUUUUAUGUUCUUGUUAAUCGUUGUUGAAUAAAGUUGGUGCUGCACCACUAGAGUGCCUUGAAUAGAACGAAA